Prosopis cineraria is the source of this 2385-nucleotide messenger RNA. Its product is annotated as inactive leucine-rich repeat receptor-like protein kinase CORYNE. Gene Ontology annotation, biological process: protein phosphorylation. The record is from RefSeq and is a predicted model, not a curated record. Lineage: Eukaryota; Viridiplantae; Streptophyta; Magnoliopsida; Fabales; Fabaceae. Bases 892 to 2070 code for a protein of 392 amino acids. The transcript has 2 exons. Gene Ontology annotation, molecular function: ATP binding; protein kinase activity.
CAGUUUUGUCGCUGGGGCACGGUAUGGUAUGGCCCUUCUUUCCUUCUCCCCUCUCAUGAGUGAGAGCGAGAGAGAGAGAGAGAGAUUCUGAAUGCCUUGAGCAAGAGCGAAUUACAAUUGAGAGUAGGAACACACCUACCUAAUGCGUGGCCUUGUGAUUCUGCGUGAGCCUUCUUCUUCUCCUUCUUCAUCUAUCUACCCAUUUCUUCUUUGCUAGUUAAAGGAAGUUCAUUCGCUCUGGCUACUGUUUUUGGUUUGUCCCCUUCUCUUUCUUCAAGUAUUCUAAUAUUUUAAGGACGAGAGAGUCGUCGUAGUUGUUUUGGAAGAAAAGGACUCGCCUUGUCAUGUGGAACGUUUUCUUUUUCUUUGAAGAGCUCAUUUUUCUUUUUUGGAGCUGAGAUAAGAAAUGGGUUUCUGGUUCUUUUGCUAGUUGCUGAUUUGUUGUUUGCUUGUAUCUGGCCAGCAGUGGAAAUUUUAUUCUUUCUCUUUUUGCAGAUUCAUAUUCUGGUUCAGAUUCGUUGGAAGGAACAAAUGAUUUCACAAGUAAGAUAAAUAAUGGGAUUCUAAACAAUGAAUAUGAUUCUUCGCGGCUUCCUUGUGACGAUAUUGAGCUGAAAAGAUACGCUUUUUUUAGCUUUUUGACGGAUCAGCUUCUCUUAUAAACUCUUCUCUGGGACUUAUUUCCUGGCAUGUUGCUCCAAAGUUUGAGCGAGUUAGAGCUGCUUGUGGAUGCUUUUAACAUAAAAAUUUGAUCUUGGUGACUGGUUGAGUCUGCUUCCAAGUGUCAACUAGUUAUGGUGACACAGUUUGCAGAUGGGUUAGGCAUCUGAUAAAUGCCAUGCUUUAUCUUCCUGGUUAGCGUCUGUGAUUUGUGGUUCUGCGCGUGCUCUAAUGGUUUCCAGAAGAUACAGUUCCUCAUAUUACACAAAGGAGUUAUUUACUUUACUCUUGCUGUUCUUAUUUAGCUUUCAGCACACCACUACUGUUCAGUGCCAGGGAAGGUUUAGUAAACAAAACUAUUCAAGGUCUUCAGGAGACAGGGAAGACCUCCGCAAGAUCAUCAUUAGUGUUGUUCUAGGAGCAGUCACUGGAUUAGUUGGCUCAGUUUUGUUUGCUCUUAUAGUCCGUUGCUUUGUUCAGUAUUUGAAUCGAAUCCCAAUUCUCAAGGGGCCUGUAAUAUUUUCCCCGAAAGUUUCUCCAAAGACACUGCAAUCAGCUCUGGCAAAAGAAAACCAUUUGCUUGGUUCAAGCCUAAACGGCAAAUGUUACAAGACUGUGCUUGACAAUGGGCUUACAAUUGCAGUCAAGAGGUUAACACCCUUUGAAAGCGGUUCACCGGAGAUUAGGAAAAGGAGGGUUAAGAGAGAGAUACAGAAGGAACUGGAAGUGCUUGCUAGUCUGAGACAUCGAAAUUUGAUGAGCUUAAGGGCCUAUGUUCGUGAACCUGACAGUUUUUCAUUGGUUUAUGAUUAUGUGGCCGAGGGGAGCCUUGCUGAUGCAAUGAACAGAGCUAAGGAAAGUGAGUUGCCUCUUGGUUGGGAAAUUAGGUUAAGGAUUGCUAUUGGGGUGGUUAAGGGGCUUCAGUAUCUUCAUUCUACUUGCGCACCUCAGAUUCUGCACUACAACCUUAAGCCCACCAAUGUAAUGUUGGAUGCUGAGUUUGAACCAAGGUUGUCAGAUUAUGGAUUGAUCAAGCUUCUACCCAACUUGAGUAGAGCCACAUCUCCCUACACUCCUCCUGAAUACUUUCAUAACUGCAGGUACAGUGACAAAAGUGACAUAUUCAGUUUUGGGAUGAUCUUGGGUGUAUUAUUAACUGGAAAGGACCCAGGAGAUACAUUCUUUGGAGAAGCAGGAAAUGGAGGGAGCAUGGGAUGUUGGUUAAGGCAGUUGCAGCAAGCAGGAGAUGCCAAGGAAGCACUCGAUAAGAGUAUAAUCGUGCGAGAAGGCGACGAAGAUGAUAUGCUCAUGGCUGUCAGAGUUGCCGCAGCAUGCCUCUCAGAUGUGCCGGCAGAUAGGCCUUCAAGUGACGAACUCGUUCACAUGCUAACGCAGCUUCACAGUUUUUGAUUCUUCACUCACUAAAACCAUUUUGUGAAUUAGCAGCCAAUAGGAUAGUGUAGGGGAUAGGAAGAUCAAACAAAUAGGGGUCUUUUUGCUUUGUUUUUCUCUUUUUUGUUGGUAUUGGCAAGCAAAAUCAAUCAACCAUUCUGGUUUAGCUGAUCUGUUUGGCACUUUGGCAUCAUCUUGAUUUCUUGGUUGCAUCCCAGAUGUAUCUGGUGUUUUCUUCUUUUGGCAAUGGUAUUGUGUUAUGUUCUGUAAAUGACUAGUAGUUUCAUGGAAGUACUUGGAAGUAUAGUGUUAUGCUCUCGUUGCUCGAUUCUA